AUGGGGGCCCUAGCCCAGGAGAUAGCGGGGGCAUUGAGGGAGUCCAUGAACAUACUGAGGGUGGAGAUCCAAGUGAGGGAGAAUGUCGCCGAGACUAGAGCUAGCUUCCUCACGAUGGAGUUUUUAAGGACCAAGCCGGAUGAAUUCCAUGGCGGUCCUGAUCCAAAGAAAGCGGACGAAUGGUUGGAACAAACUGUGAAGACCUUCGAAAUGCUUCACAUAGAUGAUGGCGAGUUGAGGGUGACCCUUGCUAGUUAUUACCUUAAAGCCUUUUCUAGUUUGUCCCGAUUUGCACCGAAGUUGGUAGCGACGGAGGAACGCCGUUGCUUUGAGUUUGAGCAGAGGUUGAGGACAAAGAUUUUGUUCAAGGUUGCCGGGAACAUGAUCCAAGAGUAUGAUCGCCUUGUGGAGGCGGCUGCACAUGUGGAGAUUACGGUGGAGGCCAAGGAGGAGAGACUUCGAAAUUUGAGGUCUAGGGGCCAUGGAUUGCAGGGAGAUUAUAGGCCCAAUAAAAAGAGUAAGAGUGUCUUUUUAUCCCAGCCUCAGCAGCAACAGUGUAGAUCCAUAGUUCCCUUGCCUAGUACGGGCUCGGGAAGGAGUGCACCGAGUGAGGUUUCUUACUUCAAAUGUGGCCAGCCGGGUCACAAGGCCUUUACAUGUCCGCAGAAAGGGGAAGGACAGCAGAUGUUGCCACCACCAACGCCUAACCGAUCCCAGAGCCAGUCUCAGUCUCAGAGGUUAGAAGUGGUACAAUUAGCGUCUCCGCUCAGAGUUGAUUCACCGGUUGGGGGUACAGUUGACCUAGAUCGGGGAUGUCAUGAUUAUGAGAUAGAGGUUGUCGGGCAUAGGCUCCCAUCUGCUUUUGUGUUGUUAGACAUGUCCAGUUUCGAUGUUAUUCUAGGCAUGGAUUGGUUGUCAUUGUAUCGGGCUGUGAUUGAUUGUUUUCGGCAAAGAGUCACAGUGUGCACUUCGGGUGGCGAUUGUUUUUAUUUUUUGGGGGAUAGGGUUUAUCGGGUUUUAUCACCGGUGUUUGAUCCUCGUAGUAGGAACGAGCUUACCGACUUUCUAGCUACUCUCUUGGAUGGUGAGAGUGUCGGAACUCGAGUUGAGUUGCCAAGGGUAGUGUGUGAAUACUUGGAGGUGUUUCCCGAUGACCUUACCAGUUUGCCACCCCACCUGGAGAUUAAGUUCACUAUCGACUUAGUGCCUGGAACGGCACCCAUUUCUAUGGCGCUUUGGGUGAAUCAAGAAGGAGGUGCGACCUUGUUUAGCUUGAGUGCACAACCUGUCUUGAUUAGCAAAGUCAUAGAGGCACAACAAGGAGACCAGGAAGUGGAGUUAAUCCGGGAUAGAAUCACCAAUGGAUAG
This is a messenger RNA of Camellia sinensis, 1368 nucleotides long. The record is from RefSeq and is a predicted model, not a curated record. Lineage: Eukaryota; Viridiplantae; Streptophyta; Magnoliopsida; Ericales; Theaceae.